GUACUCUCUUCUUUUGCGGAACUCUAUGGUCUGAGGGCGCCGCUGUAACCCCGGAAGCAAUCCUGAGAGGUCGGGACCGGCAAGAUGGCGGCGCGGACAGCGUUCGGGGCUGUGUGCCGGCGUCUCUGGCAGGGAUUGGGGAAUUUUUCUGUAAACACUUCUAAGGGCAAUACAGCCAAAAAUGGUGGCUUUCUUCUCAGUACCAAUAUGAAGUGGGUACAGUUUUCAAACCUACAUGUUGAUGUUCCAAAGGAUUUGACCAAACCUGUGAUAACAAUCUCUGAUGAACCAGACAUAUUAUAUAAGCGCCUGUCGGUUUUAGUGAAAGGUCACGAUAAGGCUGUAUUGGACAGUUAUGAAUAUUUUGCUGUGCUUGCUGCUAAAGAACUUGGUAUCUCUAUUAAAGUACACGAACCUCCAAGGAAAAUAGAGCGAUUUACUCUUCUCCAAUCAGUGCAUAUUUACAAGAAGCACAGAGUUCAGUAUGAAAUGAGAACACUUUACAGAUGUUUAGAGUUAAAACAUCUAACUGGAAGCACAGCAGAUGUCUACUUGGAAUAUAUUCAGCGAAACUUACCUGAAGGGGUUGCCAUGGAAGUAACAAAGACACAAUUAGAACAGUUACCAGAACACAUCAAGGAGCCAAUCUGGGAAACACUAUCAGAAGAAAAAGAAGAAAGCAAGUCAUAAAGCCUCAGGGAGGCCAUUUUUGCCUGAAUUUGAAAUGAGGGUGGGCCAGAUGAGUAUGUUUAAGUGGAGAGUGCUUCCAGCUGAGAUGAUUUGAGUCUGCCCUAACUGCUCCAUUGAGUUCUCGUGCCCUCAUCAGCUGAGGGCAGGGAAUGGAACUUUAAUGGAAGAACCACUUUUAUCUAUUCUUUUUAUUCAUUGUUUCAGUUCUGAUUUCAACAAACAUGAGCAAACCACUUCUAUUGAAAGCAGAAAGAGUGAAAAUUCUAUUUUGUUGUGCUACUGGUGUUCAAUUAUUAGUUUGUACCAUUUUUAAUUUAUGUCAGUUGAUGCAUCUGAAAAUAAGUGCUUGAAGUGCUGAAAAUAAGUGCUCUUAUUUUUUUUUUAAGAUUCCUAGAAGGAAUCUUUGGUUAAUUCAGAUUGAGCAGUUAAAGUUUUUGCUAUUUACCUUUGUGCAGGCUGGCAUAUGCUAAUUUGGGGGUGGUAACCAACCGAUUUUAUCUCAUUUAAGCAUUACAUUUUGAAGACUGUGAGUAUACUUCACAACAGAUCAAACACAUUUAUGGCAUGCACUGACGUCUUCUUGGAGCCCAGAACUUUAUAGAGUUGCCUACCAGGGUUACUGUAAUGGAAUUUAUGAUCUUAAGAAAUUACUAGUUGUAUUAUUUA
Messenger RNA from Pongo pygmaeus (Bornean orangutan), 1356 nucleotides. RefSeq names its product mitochondrial ribosomal protein S10 (gene MRPS10). The record is from RefSeq and is a predicted model, not a curated record. Gene Ontology annotation, cellular component: mitochondrion; mitochondrial small ribosomal subunit. The coding region runs from base 85 to 690 and encodes 201 amino acids. NCBI's taxonomy places the organism in Eukaryota, Metazoa, Chordata, Mammalia, Primates, Hominidae. The transcript has 7 exons.